Molecule: messenger RNA, 3157 nt
Organism: Bombina bombina (fire-bellied toad)
Lineage: Eukaryota; Metazoa; Chordata; Amphibia; Anura; Bombinatoridae
Product: guanylate-binding protein 1
Exons: 13
Coding region: 550-2304 (584 amino acids)
Molecular function (GO): GTP binding; GTPase activity
Source: RefSeq, a predicted model, not a curated record
CUUUUUUUUUUUUUGCUUUCCUGGGAAAGUCCCACUUCCGUCCUAUACAUAAAUAAAUCUUACUUUCAUUUCUAUGUUAAAUAAUAAAAUGCAAACUUAAAAUGAAGCAGAAAAACGAAGCAAAGACAAAACAGAGGCACUGAGCUUGUAACAAAGGUCUAUCUAUAUAUAUAUAAAAGAAGAAGUCCUGACUGACUGACUUAUCAACACCCAUCUCAAACCGUUUAACCUAAGAACGUGAAAUUUGGAAGCAUCAAACAUAACCUUUUCAGACUCCCAUUGAUUUCUAUGGCAUUCGCGGCUUCAAGGGUGGCGGUUUCAACGAUAGGUACGCUGCGUCGGAAUAACACAGGCAUUGAUCUGCGUCGGAUUGAUAUCACGGGACCGUAUAUUACGUCACACAUUUCAUCAUUUGACGAUCUUGAAGCUUUGUUAACUACGGCAGAUCAACUUUGCUUCUAAUUUGAUGUGAGAUUCCAGUGUAUUAUCAGUUGAAGCAUUGAUAAAUCAGCCCCAUAAUCUAGCCCCAUAUCGAAAAUACAUAGCAAAAUGGCAAUGUCACAUCCUGUGUGUCUGAUAGAAAACAGGGAUGGACAAGAGCUAGUGAUUAAUCAGGAGAGUAUGAAGAUUCUGUCAAAAAUUGUUCAGCCUGUGGUCGUUACAGCAAUUGUAGGAAAGUAUCGAACUGGGAAAUCUUACCUUAUGAACAGACUGGCAGGACAAAGAACUGGAUUUGCAUUGGGGUCUACCAUCCAGUCUAAGACAAAAGGGAUCUGGAUGUGGUGCGUUGAUCAUCCUUCUAAGCCUGGGCAUACCCUUGUGCUUUUAGACACAGAGGGACUGGGGGAUGUGGAAAAAGGAGAUAGUAAGAAUGAUGCUUGGAUAUUUUGCCUUGCUGUUUUGAUGAGCAGUAACUUUGUAUUCAAUAGUUUCGGAACAAUUGACCAGCAAUCAGUGGAUCAGCUACAUUAUGUGACUGAAUUGACAAAAAGAAUUCGUUUAACUUCAUCAUCCAAGGGGGAAGAUGAAACUUCUGAAUUUAAAAGAAUUUUUCCAUCCUUCACCUGGUGUGUUCGAGAUUUCACGCUGAUGCUGGAAAGAGAUGGCAAGAAUGUGACAGAGGAUGAAUAUUUAAUGAAUGCAUUGAAACUCAAGAACGGUUCUAAUAAGACUACAAUGGAUUACAACAUGCCUCGCGAGUGCAUCCUUCAUUUCUUCCACUCACAUAAAUGCUUUGUAUUUGACCGACCUGCUAGUAGAAAAAACCUUCACCGCCUGGAGGAGCUGGAAGAGAGUGAGCUGGAAGAGGACUUUGUGGAACAAGCUGGAAAGUUCUGUGCUUUUAUGCAUAAGGAAGGCCACGUUAAAACCCUCCCAGGUGGAAUACUGGUUACUGGGAGAUUGUUGGGGAAUCUCACAGACUCCUAUGUGAAGGCAAUACAGAGUGGUUCUAUCCCUUGUAUGGAGAAUGCAGUAUUGGCUCUAGCAGAGCUUGAGAAUAUGGGAGCUGUGAAGGAUGCAUUAUCCAAAUAUGACUCUGAAAUGAGCAAGUAUGUGAAAACAUUCCCAACUGAGACAAAUGAAGAAUUUCUGAACAUGCACAGGGAAUGUGAAGUGAAGGCUUUGGAAGUCUUUAUGGCACGCUCCUUCAUGGAUGAAAAUCAAAAGUAUCAAACAGAGCUAAAGAAAUUAAUAGACAAGAAAAUGAAAGAGUUUACUGAAUGUAAUAUGAAAGCUUCUGAAGAUCUAUGCAGAGCCCUAAUAGAGGAAUUCAGCAAGACUUUAGAAACAGGAAUAUCCACAGGGGAAUGCUUCACACCUGGUGGCCACACGCUCUACCUAUUAGAAAAAAUGAAUUUACUGGAAGAAUACAACUUAUAUUCUGGAAAAGGCAUAAAGGCUCUUGAGGUGCUACAGAAUUAUCUAGAUGACAAAAGGGCAGUAGAAGAUGCUAUACUGUUUGCAGAUCAGACCUUGACUGAGAAGGAAAAGCAGAUUGCAGAGGAGCAGGCUAAGGCAGAAGCUUCUAAAAGAGAGAAAGAAAUAAUAGAGGAGAAUAACAGGCGUCUCCAGCAGUGUUGUGAAGAUCAGAAGAGAAGUUUUCAGCAGAAUGAAAAAAUGUUGAAGGAGAAGAUGGAAGAGCAGGAACGCAAAAUGAGACAAGAAAAUGAAAGGCUGAUUCAACAGAAACUACAGGAACAGCAAGCUAUGCUGAAUGGAGGUUUCCAAGAUAAAUUUAAUGCUCUACAGGGAGAAAUUGCACAACUGAGAGCUCCAAGAAAAAGCGGAUGCGUUGUCUCUUGAGGAUUAUGUUCUGACAAAUCACCCAUUAAAGACACAUUUAUGUACUGAAAAUGGAAAUAUUUAAAACAAAGCCAUAAUUGAACUCAAAUAUUUCACUAUAGUAUUAAGUUAUCUGUGUUGUUGUAUAGAAUUAGAAGAACAUUUCCUAUAUUGUAUAACUCUGUUUUAUCACGAAAUGCAAAAUAUAUCUGCAUAGUACUGAGGAUAACGAUGGACUUUGGAUCAGCUAUUUAGUUAAAUAUAUAUCUGCAUCUCCCAAGUAUACAUAAAAAGGAAACAUAAUGUGAUGCUACUAAUUAUUAACACAAACACAAGACUAAAAUGUAACCAAACAUGCACAGAUUUAGGCUUGUAGCACAGUGGUACUAGUAGUUACUCCAGACUUUCGGAUCGAUUUAUUAUUGCGCGGGCGGACAUUAUCUUUUCCAAGGACGCCCCUGCAUUUUCCAGCAGGACCAUGCCUAACCACAUUCUGCCUGGUUUACAAGCGCAUAGUUGCGUAAGCAGAGAGUGCGGGUGCUAAUAUGGCCUGCCUGCAGUCCUGACCUGUCUCCAAUUGAGAAUGUGUGGCGCAUUAUGAAGUGCAAAAUAAGGCAACAAAGGCCCCAUACAAUUGCACAGCUGAAGACAUGCAUAAUAAAUGAAUGGGGGAAAAUUCCACUUUUUUAACUUAACCAACUGGUGUCUUCAGUGCCCAAAUGCUUAAUAAGUGUUAUUAAAAGAAAAUGUGAUGUUACACAGUGGUAAACAGUCGACUGUCCCAACUUUUUUGGAGUGUGUUGCAGUCAUCAGAUUGGAAAUGAGUGUUUAUUUUCACAAAUAAAUUACAUUCACAAAGUAAAACAUGAAAUAA